This is a messenger RNA of Purpureocillium lilacinum, 1482 nucleotides long. The record is from RefSeq and is a predicted model, not a curated record. Lineage: Eukaryota; Fungi; Ascomycota; Sordariomycetes; Hypocreales; Ophiocordycipitaceae.
AUGUCGCUCGAGGAGGAAAAGCAGCCCAAGGCGGGCGCGUCCGACGUGUCGCCCCCCGAGUCGGCCGGGUCGGAGACGUCUGAUACGCACAUCGACCCCAAGGCGGAGAGCAAGCUGCUUCGGAAGCUCGAUCUCAUCGUGUUUCCCUGCUUCUUCCUCAUCUACAUGAUGGCCUUUCUGGAUCGCAUCAACAUCAGUAAUGCCGCUAUCCAGGGUCUCACCGCCGAGCUUCACCUCGAUGUUGGCACCCGCUUCAACGUCGCUCUCUUUGCCUACUAUGCUUCCUACGUUCUUCUCGAGGUGCCUUCCAACAUGAUUAUCAAAAAGGUCCGGCCCUCGCUGUACAUCUCGGGCCUUAUGUUCAUCUGGGGCAUCAUCAACAUGUGCAUGGGCUUCGUCCACUCGUACGCCGCCCUCGUCGCGCUGCGUGUGCUGCUCGGCGCCUUCGAGGCCGGUGUGCUCCCGGGCAUCGUCUACGUCACCUCCAUGUACUACAAGCGCCACGAGUACCAGAAGCGCAUGUCCUUUUUCUUCUGCAGCACCGUCGUUGCGGGUGCCUUUGGUGGUCUGCUCGCGUAUGCCAUUGCUGGCCUCGGCCGCCCUGGCAUGGCCGCCUGGCGAUGGAUCUUUAUCAUUGAGGGUGCCAUCACGUCGGCCCUCGCUAUUAUCCUGUCCUUUGUUAUCAUCGACUGGCCCGAGCAGACCCGCUACCUCAACGCCGAGGAGAAGGAGCUCCUGCGCCGUCGUAUGGCGGCCGACGUUGGCGACGUUUGCCGCAUGGACACGCUCAACAAGUUUGCCUUCCGCCGCAUCCUCCGCGACUACAAGAUUUGGCUCGCUGCCUUUAUCUACAUGGGCGUCUCGGUGGCCGGUCUCUCCGGCACUUUCUUCCUGCCGACCAUCCUGCUCGAGUUCAACUGGAAGGCCGAGGAGGCACAGAUUCGCACAAUCCCCGUCUAUGUCUUUGCCGCGGGCAUGAUGUUGAUCGGCGCCUGGGCGUCGGACCGCCUCAAGCACCGCUUCGGCUUCAUCUUUGGUGGUGCCUGCCUGUCGACCAUCGGAUACGCCAUGCUGCUCGCCCAAGAGGGCAAGUCGCGUGACUACAAGUUCGCCGCCGUUUUCCUCGUCUUUGGUGGCGCCUACAUGAUUACGCCCAUGUGUCUGGCGUGGCUACAGAACAAUCUGUCAGGCCACUGGAAGCGUUCGUUUGGCGCCUCGUCGCAAGUUAUGAUUGGUAACCUGGCAGGAAUCAUCGGCGCCUUCAUCUUCAUCAAGGAGGAGAAGCCGCUCUACAAGACGGGCUACGGCGUGGCCGUGGGCAUGAUGUGGUUCGGCGCCAUCUGCGCCACUAUCAUGGCCGCGCUCAUGUGGAGGGAGAACCGCAAGAGGGAGAAGGGCGAGCGCGACGACCGACUCUCGCUGCCCGAGGAGGACAGACUCAACAUGGGUGACUGGCACCCGAGCUUCAGAUUCACCCUGUAA